Molecule: messenger RNA, 222 nt
Organism: Arabidopsis lyrata subsp. lyrata
Lineage: Eukaryota; Viridiplantae; Streptophyta; Magnoliopsida; Brassicales; Brassicaceae
Exons: 3
Coding region: 1-222 (73 amino acids)
Source: RefSeq, a predicted model, not a curated record
AUGUAUAGUAUGAAAUCUAAUUUUGUAAACAAUGCGACUAUAAAACCGGUCCAAAAACUUGUUAAAGAAGUUAAUAAAUUGUCGCAUACUCUGCAUUACAGAUUCUUGCAUAAAGUCAAAUCAAAGGCAAAGAUCCCACCAUCAACAAAAGACUUCUGUGCUUUUUUAUGCUAUUGUAUGAAGACACUUGAUAAAACAACCUUCCAUGAAAUUUUCCUAUAA